Molecule: messenger RNA, 588 nt
Organism: Eimeria mitis
Lineage: Eukaryota; Apicomplexa; Conoidasida; Eucoccidiorida; Eimeriidae
Exons: 4
Coding region: 1-588 (195 amino acids)
Source: RefSeq, a predicted model, not a curated record
AUGGCAGCGGACAGCUCCCUGCUGCAGCUGGAGGAAGUGAUUGAAGAUGAUGCUGCAGGGGUUGUUACCUCUGCGUCGUCCAGCAGCAGCAGCGACAGCAGCAGCAGCAGCAGCAACAGCAGUAGCAGCAGCAGCAGCGGCCCCUCGGCUGUACUCAAUGAGGCAGCAUCUCGAUCGGCGGCGAUUGCAGCAGCAGCGCAGGCUGCAGCUCUCUCAGAGCGCUGUCGCUCUCUGCUGCCGCUGCUGAAAACUGCAGUAGAUAGCAGCAGCAGCAGCAGCAGCAGCAACAGCAGCAGCACCAAGGAGUGCAGCAGCACAGGCAGCAAAAGCAAAGGCAGCAGGCCUGGGGGGACUCUGUUAGAGUUUGACUCUGAUGAAGAGGGCCCCGUAGUGGAGCUGGAUGUGGGUGUGGGGCUGUUUGAUGUGAAGGGCCAGCUGCCUAGCGACGCGCGGCUGGCGCAGCUGGGGAUUCAGGUGGUCGACGUGCCAGAGGGGUCUCCUCUAGAGACACUAAACUCGGCGCAGACACAACCCCCCAUGGAUGCCCUUCAGCGGGCCCUCGCAGCGCGGCAGCAGUCCAGCAGGUGA